Molecule: messenger RNA, 771 nt
Organism: Cylas formicarius (sweet potato weevil)
Lineage: Eukaryota; Metazoa; Arthropoda; Insecta; Coleoptera; Brentidae
Exons: 5
Coding region: 144-734 (196 amino acids)
Source: RefSeq, a predicted model, not a curated record
UUAUGCGAAAGUAAAAGUCAUUGAAAAGUAAAUACUCGCUAGUAGACCGUGCCUUGAUCGAUCGGAAGCGAACGCGGGUUUAUUUGUCGUAUUACUGCGAAACUUGUUAAAAUAGUUUACGUUGUUCCUUCGCGAAGGUGAAAAUGAAAGUUUUUCGGUCGACUCUUCCGUGUCUCGCCGCGUUCCAAAUCGCAGGUUUGGCGGCUUUCAUUAUCCCCGACGAAUUGCCGUCCAUCUUAUCGGUAAUAUACUCAAAUAUCCCCACCCUUAAAAAAGGUACCGACUCACGAAUAGGUUGGGGCUUCAGAUUAGGCGACAGGGCCGAUUUCCAAGUGCUUACGGAGCUGGGGCCGCAGAUUAACACGCAACCCUUGGCCAAUCAGGGGGAUAAUAACAAUAAGCGGGAGGCGCUGAACAGUUUAUCGAACGUUUUGUAUGCACAACGCCAGCAGGAUCAGAAAGAAGAAGAAAAGAAGGCUUCGAGCGAUACCAAAGGUAAAGGUGAGAAAUGGCUUGAAACAUGGAGCGAAACGGUAAGAAGCGAGCAGGAAAAUGAAACGCGACAGUUUCAGCCGAAACCGGGGCUCGGCGUUGGGGAGAUCGACGCAAAAUCAGUAAUUCCAAGCGACUACGAGCUAGAACGCAUCGAAAAAUUAAAGGUUAAGUUAAAGGAAAUGCUGAAGGAUGUGGAAGUCACGCAAGCCUCAGUUGAUAAAGGACAGACCUCGGGAUGAUGUAAAAAGCUGAUUUUAUUUAUAAAUUAAAUGUGUU